This is a messenger RNA of Plasmodium vivax (malaria parasite P. vivax), 1513 nucleotides long. RefSeq names its product step II splicing factor, putative. Gene Ontology annotation, cellular component: spliceosomal complex. The transcript is spliced from 2 exons. Gene Ontology annotation, molecular function: pre-mRNA 3'-splice site binding. Gene Ontology annotation, biological process: mRNA splicing, via spliceosome. The record is from RefSeq and is a predicted model, not a curated record. Lineage: Eukaryota; Apicomplexa; Aconoidasida; Haemosporida; Plasmodiidae. The coding region runs from base 857 to 1513 and encodes 218 amino acids.
GAUGCACAAUGAGGGAUGUUAGCCCUUCAAAAGGGAAAAUUUCGUUGGACAUAACUUAUCGCAGUGCAGGAUAUUACUCCAUUACAUUCCAUUAAUUUUCAUUUUUGCAGAAUUGUACUUGCUCUCUGCGUUUUUUUCCCAAAUGAAGGUCACCAUACGAGCAUGUACAGACAUGUAAACAAUUAAUGCGUUCCCUGGGUGACCAUCAACUUCCUCGGGAGGCAGUUAAGGGGCGCGUGUCCAAGGGCUAUUCCAAAACGCUGUUGUGUUUAUUUGAAGCCUGGAACAGCGGAAAGUUUGAUCACGUAAAGGUAGUCGCAACUCGCACGCGAAGUGAUGCAGAGUGGGGUUACGCGUUAUGGUCCCCGAGUUGAGAGGCCUUCCAGCUGUUGCUUCCCCCCGCGCGCGUUCGCGAAUUUAAAAAAAUUCCUCUGCACGACGGAUUGCCGCGCCGGUUGCGCUUCGCAUAACAUGUAUAUGAAUAUGCAUAUGUAUAUGUACAUAUAUAUGAAUAUUUUUAUUUUUUUAUUUUUUUUGCUUGUUCGCAAUUUUUCUUACCCCCCCUGCUGCUUCCCUCUGAACGGCGAUUUUUCCACUUCGUCAUCUACCCCCCCGCGCGACAAUUUUUUCCGCGGCAAGUUUGCCGAAAAGAGGUGAGCGCCAAAGUUCGGAAAAGCGAAAUGCGACGUGGGGGAAGAAGUAGCAAAAAAAGAGGGGAAGCGCGAAAGGAAGAGAGACACCGAAGGAGCGCAAAAGCGCAAUCGUGCAGACGUACUGCAUAGGAUAUAAAACAUGUCAUGAUGCCCCUCGGCCAGUUACCCCUUCGGUCAGCUACCCCUCCCGAUCUGCUAAAAAAAUGUGGAUAAACAAAAUUGGGAAUAAGAGUGCUUCCUUCAUAAACCACAAGCAUUUCCACCCAGGUAACAUUAAAAACCUCGAGAGAGUAUGGCUAGCUGAAGAAAAGGAAAGAAAGCGAAAGGAAGAAGAAGAAAAAUAUCUGAAGAAAAAGGAAGAGCAGUACAAGCUGUACGUUUUAAAACAGCAGCUUAAGAAGAAUGAGCAGGAAGAAGGAUGUAGAAACGACCCUCAGAAUUAUCUGUCCCAUGUUAACAGAGAAGCUAAAAGAGGAAGCUCAAAGAGAAAGGCCAACGGAGUGAAUGUUCAUCCGGGGUUAAAUACCCCAAAUGGUAACGAUGAAACGGAGACAAGCUGUAACAAAGUACUUGUCAAGUCAAAAUAUAGUGAAGACGUUUUUGUGAAAAAUCAUAGAGCCGUUUAUGGCUCCUAUUAUGACAAGGAGAAAAAGAAGUGGGGCUACAGGUGCUGCAAAUCUGUGGACAAGAAUGCUGCCUGUACGAACCAUGUACCUGAUGAUGCUACGCCAAAUGGUGCAGGUGAUAGGGCCGUUAAGAAGGACCUAAACAAGGCCAAAAAUAAGAAGAAAAAUAAAAACAAGAAAAAGAACAACCGCGUUGAUAACAGCAUAACGGCAGUUUUGAACAAAUUUUUGUGA